Molecule: messenger RNA, 573 nt
Organism: Komagataella phaffii GS115
Lineage: Eukaryota; Fungi; Ascomycota; Pichiomycetes; Pichiales; Pichiaceae
Exons: 2
Coding region: 1-573 (190 amino acids)
Biological process (GO): endoplasmic reticulum to Golgi vesicle-mediated transport; intracellular protein transport; membrane organization
Cellular component (GO): COPII vesicle coat; endoplasmic reticulum exit site
Molecular function (GO): GTP binding; GTPase activity
Source: RefSeq, a predicted model, not a curated record
AUGUGGGUACUAAACUGGUUCCAGGAUGUGUUGGCAUCUUUAGGGUUAUGGAAUAAGCACGCCAAAUUGCUGUUUCUAGGUUUGGACAAUGCUGGUAAGACAACGUUGUUGCACAUGUUGAAGAACGAUAGGUUGGCUACUUUGCAGCCUACAUGGCAUCCAACUUCCGAAGAGCUCUCUAUCGGAAACGUCAGAUUCACCACUUUCGAUUUAGGUGGUCACGAACAAGCCAGAAGAGUCUGGAAAGACUACUUCCCAGAGGUGGACGGAAUUGUCUAUCUUGUUGAUAUCGCAGACCCUGAGAGAUUUGAGGAGUCCAGAGUCGAGUUGGACGCGCUCUUGAAGAUUGAAGAACUUUCCAAGGUUCCUGUUUUGGUCUUGGGUAACAAGAUUGAUAAAUCUACUGCCGUCUCUGAGAAUGAACUCAGACAUGCAUUGGGUUUGAUGACCACUACUGGUAAGGACAAGGUUCAAUUGGUUGAAGGUCAAAGACCUUUGGAGGUAUUUACCUGCUCUAUCUACUUAAGACAGGGUUACGGUGAGGGUAUCAGAUGGCUCUCUCAGUACAUUUAA